Messenger RNA from Gloeophyllum trabeum ATCC 11539, 2361 nucleotides. RefSeq lists its product as uncharacterized. Gene Ontology annotation, biological process: RNA 3'-end processing. The record is from RefSeq and is a predicted model, not a curated record. Bases 1 to 2262 code for a protein of 753 amino acids. Gene Ontology annotation, cellular component: nucleolus; TRAMP complex. The transcript has 5 exons. Lineage: Eukaryota; Fungi; Basidiomycota; Agaricomycetes; Gloeophyllales; Gloeophyllaceae. Gene Ontology annotation, molecular function: poly(A) RNA polymerase activity; mRNA binding.
AUGGCCCCCGAAGCAGUAGAAACCAAUACGAAGAUCCGCCGGAGGCAACGGCGCAAGUCGGAGAACACGGCGAACGAGGACGCGUCUCCGCCAGACGGGAAGAGGCCCUCGAGGGAACGGGACCGCGCGGAGCGCGAGGAAGACGAGGAGAAGAGAAAAAGGAAGAAGAAGGCAAAGUCGAAGUCGCGGAAGAGGAGCGAAGACGGGGAAUGGCUGCCCCCGAGGGACAGACGGCCGUUGGCCUCGAGGUUAGAUUCGCCGCCGCCAGCGCUUAAUGGUGGUCGAUAUGACGGACUGGAGGACGAGAAGGGUCUGGGGGUGCCUUCGACGUCUCGGAGUAGCAGGUCAGAGCGGCGGCAGAGGGUCAAGGACGGGAAGCCACCGGCCUCCACUUCUGCCACUGAGGUACGUCCGCCUGCUAGCUCGGCAGAAGAAAAGAAGAAUACGUUCGAGAUGGGCGAGGACUUUAUACCCUUCGACUUCGAUAUGGACCGGGAGGUGGGUACAAGGACGAGCGGGAAGGGCAAGGAAAAGGAGAAGGAGAGGGAGAGAGGGAGGGACAGGGAAGAGCACGUUCGGGAGUGGGAUCGGGGCAAGAGAAAGACUGCAGAGCACCCCGGGCGGAAGAGGAAGGCGGACGAGUACGAUCAAGACGAUGGGUAUGCGAGCAAGAAAGAGCGGCUCGACGCUGCGAGCCGCCGCGCGCCCUGGGUACACGACGUCGACUGGGAGAGCUGUAACAAUGUGGCAGAGAUGCUUCAUCGAGAAGUGGAAGCGUUCCACCGGUACAUCUCGCCUACUCCCGUCGAAGACGAAGUCAGGGGCAUGAUCAUCGCCAUCGUGUCCAAAGCGAUCACGAAGCAAUUCCCAGACGCCAAAGUCUUCCCAUUCGGAAGCUACGAGACCAAGCUGUACCUCCCCCUAGGCGACAUCGACCUAGUUGUGCAGUCUGACUCGAUGGCCUACUCCGACAAGGUUACUGUCCUGCACGCGCUCGCGAACACGAUGAAGCGCGCGGGGAUCACCGACAAGGUGUCCAUCAUCGCGAAAGCGAAGGUGCCCAUCAUCAAGUUCACAACGACCCACGGGCGCUUCGCGGUCGACAUCAGCGUGAACCAGGCGAGCGGCGUGCCCGUCGUGCGCAUGAUCAACGGCUUCCUCGCUGCGCUCCCCGCCCUGAAGCCCCUCGUCAUGCUCGUCAAAACGUUUUUGCAUCAGAGAAGCAUGAACGAGGUUUUCACCGGCGGCUUGGGGAGCUAUAGUUUGGUGUGUAUGGUUAUCAGCUUUUUGCAGAUGCACCCGAAGAUUAGACGGGGCGAGAUCGACCCGAGCCAGAAUCUCGGCGUGCUGGCGAUGGAGUUCUUCGAGCUGUAUGGGUGCUACUUUAAUUACCAUGAAGUAGGCAUCUCGUUGCGCGAUGGGGGCACGUAUUUUAGCAAGGCUAGGCGGGGUUGGCUGGACUACAACAGGAGUCAUUUGCUGUCUAUCGAGGACCCCGCAGAUCCAUCAAACGAUAUCUCCAAGGGCUCUUACGGGAUCAACCGCGUGCGGACCACUCUCGCUGGGGCUCAUGGGAUCAUGACCGCUGCAGCGUACCUCCGUGCGGGCAUGAUCAGCGCACGGAGGGAAGGGCGUACUGUGCGGCUCCGUGACAGAUCCGACCCCGAGGAGAUGAGUAUCUUGUCCAGUGUUCUGGGCGUAACACAGCAGACUGUUAAUCACAGAAAGCUGGUACAAGAAGUCUUCGUCAAGGGCAUCUUGCAUCGCAUGCUCGGAAUCACACCAUCUGCGGCACUCCCGCCCAGAAGCCGAAGGUCGCCCUCACCUCGCGCGCCCAAGCGCAAGUUGUCUUCAGAGCGCCUCCGGCAGUCCGCGAGUGUCGCAUCCGCAUGGGGAGAAGCAGAUAUGGACAUGAGCCCCUCAGUUUCAGACCGAGAGGAGAACAGAGCGCACGCUAACGGACCCCCCGCGCAAGAGGAAGAGAGCCGGUACGCCAUCGAUAAACGGCAACCGCCUCGGAAGCGGCGGCGAACAGGCACCGCUCAGGACGCGCAUACCUACUUCACUACUGACGAUGAAGAGGAGGAGGGCAUUAUACGCGACGAUCACAUCGAGCUCAAUAUAGUCGACGGUGGCACCCGGGAACGCUCGGUAUCUCCUAAGGGUAGAAGCCCAAGAGCAAAGUACUCGGUGAGGAAUAGAUCGUACUGGCUUUCUAAAGGGAUCGGCGAGGGGAGCAGCGAGGAAGAGCUAAGUUUAUGAUGGGCCUAUCUCGCUUUGUACACAUUUUUCGCCUAAUAUCAUCAGAGGACUUUCGGUGUAGUAGGUUCACCUCCACUACUACUCCGGGCUAUGUCCACC